This is a messenger RNA of Colletotrichum paranaense, 189 nucleotides long. RefSeq names its product zinc knuckle. Lineage: Eukaryota; Fungi; Ascomycota; Sordariomycetes; Glomerellales; Glomerellaceae. The annotation marks the transcript as partial. The record is from RefSeq and is a predicted model, not a curated record. The transcript has a single exon.
UAUUUUAAAAAAUCUAUUGUAGUAAUACUUAAAAAACUAAAUAAAAAUAAUUAUAUAGUACUUAAUAUAUAUAAACCGAUCGCCCUCUUAAAUAUAAUAAAUAAAGUUAUAAAUACUAUUAUAAUAAAGAAAAUAAUUAAUAGAGAGGUAUAUAGAAUUUAUAUAAAAAUAUAUACUAAUUAUAGCUAG